CGCGGAACGUGAUUGGUAGAAAUAGGAGAGCUAGGAGAAAGAAUUUUUUUUAGCAGGUGGGGGAACUACAUGACGGUUACAUUCAGUAUUUCUUUCGCUGUGGUAGCCAGAGUAAGCAGAGGAUAAAUUGAUUUACCCCUGUAUAUUUGUAAAAAGUGAAAAUGCAAUUGAAUCAAUUUGCAGUUUUCCUUCUUCUGGCCAUCAUUUCAGAGGUGUUUGGAAGACACUUAAACAAAAAUUCAUCUAGGAGGCAUGAAGGUGGUGAAGAAAGUUCCCGCACUCGAAAAUCUCAUUUGAGGCUGCACGCAAAACCACCUAAAACGAUACAUGUUACAGAAGGAGACGACAGAGUCAUCGAAUGCCAAGCUGGCGGAAGGCCUGCUCCUUCAGUGCAUUGGCUGAAGAAUGGAAAAAAAAUUUCUCAGAAUGAUGCCGAAAGGUUUGAACUUGUGAGUGAAGUUGCGACCGAAGAAGAUGGUGACACUUCCAAGUUGAACAUAGGAUCUGUCCUUUCAAGGCUAUUCUUGGAUUGUAUAUCUGAAGAGGAUGAAGCCGAAUAUACUUGUGUUGCUGAGAAUGCAUAUCACAGGACAAGCUCGACGACGCAAGUUGUUGUUUCUCUUUCUGAGGAAAAGAAAUGUGAAGAAAGAGGGACAUAUGGUCAUGCUCCACGUAUCUACUCGUGGACAAAAACAAUGUUGGAAACCCAAGGACUGGACACGAAGUUAAUUUGUAAAGUAGACGGUUUCCCUCAACCAACAAUAAAAUGGUACUUGGCGUUAGGAAGCAAGCGAGAAGAGUUAAAUAACGGAGACAAAUAUCAGAUCUCGAAAGAUGGCAGUCUCGUAAUACGAAAUUUGAAAUGGAGUGAUAUGGGCAACUACAUCUGUACGGCAGAUAAUAUUCACGGUACAGCUAAAUCAGAAUCUUUCCUGUAUCCAGCAAUACCUGAAUCGUGAGAGUAGGAGAUUAUCGAAUUCCUUUCAUCUUUGUGUAUGCAUUCGCUCAAACUUCGCCGUCAUUAGAAGCAGAGAAGAAUUCAUGCAUCCAUUUGAAUCUCAUCUUUUACAACAUGAGCUGUGUUGUGUAUUUAUUGCACUGAUUUUAUUUUUAUAUUUCUUGUACAUAUAUUAUCAUGUCAAUAAAUCA
This is a messenger RNA of Uloborus diversus, 1149 nucleotides long. Its product is annotated as zwei Ig domain protein zig-4-like. Gene Ontology annotation, molecular function: cell-cell adhesion mediator activity. Gene Ontology annotation, cellular component: axon; plasma membrane. The coding region runs from base 162 to 959 and encodes 265 amino acids. The record is from RefSeq and is a predicted model, not a curated record. NCBI's taxonomy places the organism in Eukaryota, Metazoa, Arthropoda, Arachnida, Araneae, Uloboridae. The transcript has 8 exons. Gene Ontology annotation, biological process: dendrite self-avoidance; axon guidance; homophilic cell-cell adhesion.